Messenger RNA from Chenopodium quinoa (quinoa), 1499 nucleotides. Its product is annotated as transcription factor bHLH106-like. The record is from RefSeq and is a predicted model, not a curated record. Bases 399 to 1232 code for a protein of 277 amino acids. Gene Ontology annotation, molecular function: DNA-binding transcription factor activity; protein dimerization activity. Gene Ontology annotation, biological process: regulation of DNA-templated transcription. The transcript has 2 exons. Lineage: Eukaryota; Viridiplantae; Streptophyta; Magnoliopsida; Caryophyllales; Amaranthaceae.
UCUAAUUUUCCAACAAAAUCCACUUGUAUAAUACAAGUAUUUUACUAAAAAUCAAUUUUAACUCUUAUAAAGUACGGAGUAAAUUUUUUAACAACAGUACCUAAAAGAACGGAGAGAGUAAUAUACAAUUAAAAAUAAUUUAAAGAGAACAUACUGAAGAGAACAAAUUGAUCAAAAAUCCUCAUCAUCAAGACAACCAAAAAGACAGUCAUCUUCCAACCCCAAAAUUCCUUCACUCCUAAAAAGCCCCAAAAAUUAACAAACAAACAGACAAACCCUAGAAAAUUUAAAUUUUAAAAAAUAAAAAAGCCAUUUUCCUACCUCAUUAUAUAAAUAACCCAAACUUACCAAUUUCAAAAUCUACUUCUUCUUCAAUUCAUUCUACCACAAAUUAAAAUAUGCAGCAAUUUUCAGAUGAAUUUCCAAAUAAUACAACUUCAUCGGAAAUGGAGAUUUACCGGUAUUUAACCGGCGCCGGAGUAAACGACGUCGUUAAUUGGCCGGCGAAGUAUAAUAAUAAUAAUAAUAAUACUAAUAAUAAUAAUUACAGCAGUAGUGGAAGCUGCAGCGCGUCGUUUUAUACAGGGUUACUGAAUGAAACGACGGAAGCAAAAGCGUUAGCUGCUUCAAGGAUUCAUCAUAAAGAAGCUGAGAAAAGGAGGAGAGAGAGAAUUAAUUCUCACCUUGAUCGUCUUCGUUCUAUUCUUCCCUGCACUUCUAAAACAGACAAAGCAACGCUCCUUUCCAAGGUGGUUCAGCGAGUGUUGGAGCUAAAACGGCAAACCUCGGAGCUUAAUGAGCUAGACAACUUAAUGAUACCGUCUGAAAACGACGAGUUUGCCGUUUAUAUUCAUAAUAAUAACAAUAACAAUAACAACAAUGACGAUGAUAAUCAAUGCGAUACUGAAGAUGGUGACAGUAAUAAUAAUAAUAAUAGUAAUAGUAAUAAGCUUAUUUUGAAAGCCUCAUUGUGUUGUGAAGAUAGGCCUGAUCUAUUUGCUGAUCUUAAUGGGGUGUUGAGCUCUUUAAAUUUAAAGACUCUUCGGGCCGAGGUUUCGUCCCUUGGUGGUAGGAUUCAAAGUGUGUUCAUUGUUAGCGCGGAUAGUAGUGUGCAAAGCGAUGAAUGUGCUGUGUUUCUGAGGGAUGCGUUGAAGGGAGUUGUUCAACGAUCGGGGUCUGAUGAACGGUUGAAGCGGAGGCGUAGGGUGUUUGAUACGGCUGCUGAAUGCUAACUGCAAGGAUAUGUUUUUUUUAUGAUAUGCUUGGUUGGUUGGCUAUAGUAGUAUGUGUGGGGUGUAUAUGUGCAUGUAUUUUCUUAACUUGUGUGGGAGUUUGGGUUAUUUGGAUUUGUAGUGCUAAUGUAAGUGUUAAAUUUGUAUCCAUUUUAUGUGGUUUUCUUGUUAUUUGGGUUUAAGGGGGUAUAAGAUGGAGUAUAAGAUUGUUGUAAUUUGUAAACAGUUUUGAAUGCAAGAAUUAUUCUGUUCCGAGCGCUUCGUUUA